This is a messenger RNA of Pleurotus ostreatus (oyster mushroom), 6246 nucleotides long. RefSeq names its product THO complex subunit 2 (gene THO2). The record is from RefSeq and is a predicted model, not a curated record. The transcript has 22 exons. The coding region runs from base 1 to 6246 and encodes 2081 amino acids. Gene Ontology annotation, molecular function: mRNA binding. Lineage: Eukaryota; Fungi; Basidiomycota; Agaricomycetes; Agaricales; Pleurotaceae. Gene Ontology annotation, biological process: mRNA export from nucleus; mRNA processing. Gene Ontology annotation, cellular component: THO complex part of transcription export complex.
AUGGACGUUGUAAACGAGGUUUGGACCUGCCUUGAAACUUGGAAUAAGGGAGGAAAGGGCCAAUGCCGCAACAUUCUCCAUGCUCCUCAUUGCAACCCAUCCGACCCAAAUUGCUUGGACGUUCUUUCUACGACGUACCACACUCUUCUUGCUUCUACUCUCAAGACCUGGUCCCCAAAAUAUCCCCUCGCACCUGCAGCCUUCGUUGAGUUUGUCCAGUCCGUGCUUAAGGAACUCCCUUCGUCGUCUUCGUCCAACUCGAAUGCCACGAUUUUCGGAGAACAUUUGGUGGAUAUGAUAUGGUCUUUGGACCUGGAGCUGGAGGAGCUUUAUGGAGACUUCAAAUCCCUUCCCGGAGGGAACGCCGGAGAGCAGGCGGCGCAGGCGGCGGACGACACCCAGAGCAAGGCAGCAACGUCAAAACGGAAUAUUGAAAAUGACAAAGAGACUAUCGCCGUCAUUGUCAAACAGCUUUUGAAACGAGGGAUUAUAAACCCGAUCUUCUGUCGUGAACGCCUCGACCUCGCGUUGCUGUCUAGCGUCGGCCUCAUCUCGGACAAGGCUGCGUUUGAUAAGAGGGAAAUCCGGACAAGGACCAGUCUCUUCUACAAACAGAAUAAGUUUAAUCUUCUUCGGGAGCAGUCCGAAGGCUACAGCAAGCUCACAGCCGAACUCACAAGUGCUCUUGGUCCUUCGCAUUCCCCGUUCACGGGUCGCUCCGAAGAGCCAUAUUCCGUUGUCGAGGCGCGCGCGCGACCCGUUUGGGAGAAACUCAUCAGUCUCAUAGGUUACUUCGACCUCGAUCCGAACAGGGCGCUUGACAUUAUCAUUGAUGUCCUUAGCGUCAACCUUGCGACCCACUAUACCUUCUUCAUGGCAUUGUUGUCAUUUUCUCCUUGGGCAGGUUCGUAUACCCCGUCAACGAGUGGACACCAAGCUACUGCUUCGGAGCCUGGUCGGUACAAAGGCAAGUCCUUGGACGAAGUGUUGUUACUUGCGGAAGGCGACACUCCUCGGAGUAAUGGAGGCUCUCGCGUUCUGGCGCAAGUACUUGGUUUCAAGUUCUCCCAUUACCAGUCGUCGGAGACUAGUGACAAUGCUCUGAAAAGUCUAUGCUUAACGGCAGCCCUCCUUAUUCGGGAGGGAUUCAUUUCCUUAGAGCACCUAUAUCCACAUCUGUCGCCCGAGGAUGACGACAUGCCCAGCGCUCGCAAAGAGUACCUUGACAAAGCACAGGACAGAAUCUCCGGUGCUAAAGUCAGUCAGCUGGCCAUGGCGGCUCCCCUUGAAUCGUCGUCGUCGUCGUCGUCAUCGUCUGCAAAGCCAAAACCUACAGAAACCCAAAAGCCCGUGCAGAUAGUCAACCAGAAGGCUGGAAUGGUCAAAGCCCUCCUCGCCGUGGGGGCCCUGAGACCAGCAAUAGCUAUUCUGACCAAGUUCCCUUGGCUGGUCGAUGCCCACACUGAUAUUGCAGAUCUUCUGCUGCGAAUCGUCAAAGAGUCUAUUUCCACUCUUUACGAUACCGCGUGUGUUCUUCGGGAACGUAACCCUAGUUUCACGCAGCCUCGCGUCAGAUACGCUGGAUCACGUCCCGCCGCUACACCCCAACGUCGGACAUUUUUAACACUCUGGGCCCCUACUCCACCCAGCACCAUGUACACUGAUUUCGUCUUCUUCUUCCCGGAUUGGCGACAGUUCGUCCCUAUUUGCACUUCGCUGGACGAUUUGGUGGAUAUUGUGGACCCUUUACUUCGAUUUGUUGGUCUUCACAUCUCUCGUGAACCAUUAUUCGUGACCAAGUUCCUCAGGCUUGGUCGGGCUCAUCUAAUAACUACGUUGGAAAUCGACCCGGAGACCAAGAAGCCAACAUGCGAGCCUGAUCCUAGUCAUCCUAUCCGCCAAUUCUGGUUCAAGAUUACGCGUCUGUAUCUCCUACCGGCCCUUCCUCUCAUCCGGGGGAACGCUGUUUGUACUGUCGAAAUUUGGAACAUUAUCAAGCAAUACGAAACUAUCGCUCGGUGGAGAUUGUAUGGCGAAUGGAAGACUGCCAUCUAUAAAUCACAUCCCGAGUUACGUGUGCGCCAAGUUCAGGCUGAUAGGGAGGCGAAGGGGAUUCUUCGACGCCUCUCACACAAUACCAUCGACACACUGUCUGGAACGGUCGCGAAGCUUGCACACUCAAACCCGAUCAUCUUCUUCAACAAUGCUGUUGGGCAAGUGAUGGCAUAUGACAAUAUGGCAGGAGUCGUCAUCCAGUCACUAAAAUAUGUUACCAACCUCGGAUUCGAUGUCCUCGCAUUCACAGUCCUAGACUCACUCGCCAACCCCAAUAAGGCCCGCGUUAAAGACGAUGGCGUCAACACCUCGGAUUGGCUUCAGAGCCUUGCCUCAUUUAUUGGAAUGUUGUUCAGGCGGUAUAAUGCCGACUUGACACCUGUGUUGUCAUACAUCGUCCACCAACUCCACAAUGGCCAAACGACGGAAAUCAUUGUUCUUCGUGAAUUGAUCUGGAAGAUGGCCGGCAUCGAGCCUUUGCCUAGCUUGUCAGAUGCUCAAAUCCAAGCCAUGGCUGGGGGUCCAGUUCUGCGUAUCGAGGCUGUGGCUUCCGCCACUCGGGGCGCACGUUUGGACGCUGGUGAAGCGGUCCUCCGCGGCCCACAACGGUUAGCGAAGGGACUCCUGGAGUCUGACCUUGCCCUGCCGUUGUUGAUUCAAGUCGCCCAACAAAGACAGUCAUCGAUCUUCAAAGCCUCUGACGCUCAUAUCAAAUCUCUCGCUAGCUUGUACGACGCAACUCACGGCGUUCUUUUACAAUACCUUGAGUUCUUAAACUCCCCCUCCAUCAUUUCAGCCGACGACUAUGCUAACAAGAUUCUCCCUCCUCUCGCUGAAUUGGGAGUAACUUACGGAAUAUGUCCACCCAUCUGCAUGCAAAUCAUUCGGCCUGUCUUACACGGAUCUCUUCUUAAAGCUGCUUUGGACGCAUACGAGCAAGAGCGCAAGGCGAAUGAAGAGCACGAGAAAAAGCUCAAGGCUGAACUCAUCACAAAGCGAGAUCCUGGUGUCACUGCGUCGCGUGUGGCAUCACCGAGUGUACUCGCCGCUAGUGAGGAUAGCAAAACAUCAAAGCACGAGAACGGUGAUAAACUUUCGGCGGACGAAACGUCUAUGGAUGUAGAUGGUCAAUCGUCUGACUCUACCCCUGCUGCAACGGCUAACUCACCUUGGCGUCCUGAAUUAUCUGCGUUGUUCGAUGACGUGCGAAAGAUUGCGCCAGGGAGUGCUUGUGACGUUCUCGGGCCUGGAUUUUACCUGACUUUCUGGCAAUUGUCAACAUACGAUUUGUCUCCGCCGAGCACACGAUAUGAUGACGAACUCAAGGCAUUACGGUCGCUGAGCCUUCAGGAAGACAGGAAAUUGGCUGCGGCUGAGAAGGUCAAAAGGGGGUCUGCUAUAGCGUAUCGCGCCAGGCGGGACCGCUACAACAACUACGUGACAGCCCUAACCAAUGAAUACAAGCAGCAAACCAUUUCCAGAGAGUUCACUAUCAAACGUCUAGCUCGCGAGAAGCUCCAUUGGUUCUCUCACUUCCCGAAGGCGCAUCCCCUUGUGCAGGCCUUCAUUGAGCAUUGCAUUCAACCCCGAUGUCUCCUUUCUCCGAUGGACGCCGAUUAUUGCGCCCAGAUAAUUAAGUUUAUCCACACGCAAGGCACGCCAGGUUUCCCGACACUUAUUUGCUAUGAUAAGUUGCUGGCAGACCACAUCAAAGUGGUUCUGUUCUCGUGCAGUGAAUACGAAGCUCGAAACUAUGGUCGUUUCUUACUAGGCAUAUUGUCCGACCUUCACAAGUGGUCUCAGGACGAGAAGCUAUUUUUACAAGACAAUCGGUCGAGCAGGGGUUGUCACCCUGGUUUCCAAUUAUUCUGGAAGGCCAACCCAGGCCUACUCGCCGAGGAUAAGUUAAUGGAUUGGCCCAGUUUCAAGCGGGUACUCGGAAAGUGGUAUAGGAAACUAGGAAAGUCUUUCCUGGAGUGUAUUCAAACGGGGGAGUUUAUGCACGUUUACAACUCUAUCAUUGUCCUCAAGGAGAUCCUCCCCGUUUUCCCCCUGAAUUCCGUCUCGGAGAACGGCUCGGUUAUCGACAAGGCGAUGGAUCUUUUCAUCGAACGGGAACAGCGAGGCGACUUGAAGAUUCUUGCCACGAGUUAUUCGGCUGCCCUAAAGAAGCGGGAAUCUGUAUGGUCGGUGAAGGCAACGGGAGUUCCUACGAAGCCCCCCGCCCCUCCAACUGCACCUAAGGUCAAUGCAACCACAAGCUCUUCUAGCGAUUCCAGGACCGGACUUCCGCCGCCUACUGGCCCAAGUGUUCGUCCUGAUCGAAAUACAUCGACAUUGCCUGCGUCGACGCCGUCAGGGCCACGGGCUCAGUCCUCAUCCGUCCCUGUGCAACAAAACGUUGACAAUAAAUCCUCAUCCAAUCCCACUAAACUCGCGAUGGACAGCAUACCAAGGCCAGAGGUAGUCAAGCGUAUAAGACCAGAAGUCAAGACCAAUGGUCAAGCGAAAAUGGACGUCGACCCUCCCCCCGGCCAGGCUAAUACUCCUGGUGUUAAAUCCUCUUCGCCGGAAGUUAUCAUGCGAGACGAGGGGCAAUCAUCGAAAGCUAACUCUAGGCGAGCUAGCCCAACCGUCAACGGAGAUCACGCGGAAGCAAAUGGACAACGACCUGAGCGUCCCCCGUCACAAACUGCAGACCGAUAUCGCCCUAGUGAAGACAAAGUUUCCAGAAAUGACACACAACCUCCACAGAAUGCACCUGCUGGCAUGCCUCCCCCUUCUCUCCCUAGCCAAACACUGUCCGCACAAGAACUACGAGAAACUGCGAAGCAAUCUAUUUCUAUCAAGGUCGACGACAAGCCUGGAAGAGUCAACGAAGUGCGAAGUCAGAACGGUUCUGCUGCUCCUUCACCAUCCCAUCGCCGCCGUUCACAGUCACCGCAAUCCCGACCAGGAACUCGCAAUGCUAGUGCUGACAGUCGGCAUAGCGCGGGUCGGAGUCGCUCCGAUAGACAUCCUGAAGCUGAACAGAGGCAACGGCACGAGUCGAAGGAACAUGCUACAUCCACGUCACGCCGGGAUAGUCUCACACAUGUUCGAAGUGAACGUCGAGAACGAACUUCGACACGCGAAGCAGAGAAGGAAGACCGAGAUAGAGAUCGGGGACGUGAUCGGCAUGGUGACAGGGAGAAAGAGAGAGACAGAGAACGGGACCGAGAAAGAGACAGGGAUAGGGACCGGGGGGAUAGGGGAGACAGAGACAGAGAUCGCCACAGGAGAGACGAGAAGGAUCGGGGUGACAGGGAAAGCAGGAAGGAACGGGAUUCGGCCUCUCGAGGCACACCGUCCGCUCCGGCUGCUAUGGUCGACGAACGGGGUUUACCAAUACGACCAGACCCGUCGAGACAUCGCAAUGGUGGGAGUGGCGAGGAUGGACUUGGGAAGAGGAGACGGGGUGAUGAUGAGCCGGAAAGAGAUUCCAAGCGUUCCUCUCGGAAGGACGGUCAUCGUGAGGACCGGAGUAGACGGUCGUCUGAGAAAGAUAGCCACGAUCGCCCUCGUGACUCUGAAAAGCGAAGAAAGGACCGCGAGAACGCCGAAGCAGAGAAUCGGCCUUCUACUGACAAGGCUGUGGAGAAGAGGGUACCUGAUGGACCGGCCUCGCAAAAGGCGCUACCGCCCAGCACCCCCUCAGCUCCGCGGGCAAUGUCAUCAUCCGAUUCGUCACGGACAAGCAAGGGAGACGUUCCUGUUGCAAGAGACAGACACCGUGGAGAUGCUUCGCACACUCCCUCGCAGGUGGCACCUCCUUCAACUCCAUCGGGACCGGAUGAUGGCAGCAACUCUAAUCAAGGCCUUGGGAGUUUGCGUUCCCGAAUAGGCGAUAAAGAGCCGCUCCCUCGUCCAUCGCUGCCAAGCGCGCCAUCCAAUUCAUACAGACCAGACCCGUCCAGAAAAGAUGAUUCCGACAGGGAUACAAGGAAGCGGACCUUAUCUGAACGUGAUAAGGAGAUGAAUGAGAGUGCUUCGAGUAUUACCAGUGACCAGGUGCAACCCCCGAAACGCCCCCGUAUUAACCGUAAUCGGUACAACGCGUCGCAGUCAUCUCAUUCGGGCUUAGCGAAGAAACUUUUGCCCAUCGAUCGCGAACCUUCCGCAGGGGAGAAGUCGCGAGGCCGGAAGGAUUGA